GCGGCACCGGGGCGAGACGGGCACCGGCAGCGGCGGCACCGGCACCGGAGCGCAGCCCGGCUCGGGAGCGGGCGGGGCGGGGGAACCGGCCGGCUCCAAAGCCGUCCCCCGGCGCGGGAGGAGGCGCUGGCCGAGCCCCCCCGCCGCGCUCCAGCCCAGCCAGACCCUGCGCCAGCCCCGCGCCGCUCGCCCAUGGCGACCCCCGGCCCCACGCGUGCCCCGGGCCCGCCACGGAGCCGCCGCUGAGCGCCGCGCACCGGCACCGGCACCGGCCCGGAGUCCAGAGUCUCAAUGUUCUGACUUGCUCUAAGAUGAAGAUAUGGAAGUUUGCAGCCAUUGCAUCGAUGCUCCUCAGCUCCAUCUUGUCCAUUUUAGUUUGUAGAGACAUGUUCAGCCGAAGCCUGGAGCUCAUCCCCUUGCCUUCCUCGCCGUCCUCCUCAGGGGAUUCCUCCUCCUCCUCCUCCUCCUUCUCCUCCUCCUCCUCCUCCUCCUCCUCCUCCUCCUCGCUGCCGGCGGCUCCCCGGAGAUCCCCUCGGGCCCUGCCACGCCCCAGCUCCCUGCUGGCCCAGUACAGCGCCUUGCUGGAGAGCUACACGGAGGGCGAGCUGCGGCAGCUGCUGUCGGCGCUGCUGGCGCGGUACCGCCGGGCCAUGACCCACCCACCAACAUCCCCGCGCAGCAAACGCGCCCGCGGCCGCCACAAACCCUGCGAGCUGCGCCAGCUGCAGGUCAGCGUCAGCGAGCUGGGGCUGGGCUACCAGUCGGACGAGACGGUUCUGUUCCGCUACUGCAGCGGCUCCUGCGAGGCGGCGGCGCGCAGCUACGACCUGUCCCUGCGCAGCAUGCGCGGCCGCCGCCGGAUCCGCGGCGACAAGGUGCGCGCCCGGCCCUGCUGCCGGCCCCUGGCCUACGACGACGCCGUGUCCUUCCUGGACGCCUACAACCGCUACUACACCGUCAGCCAGCUGUCGGCCAAGGAGUGCGGCUGUGUGUGA
Molecule: messenger RNA, 995 nt
Organism: Oenanthe melanoleuca
Lineage: Eukaryota; Metazoa; Chordata; Aves; Passeriformes; Muscicapidae
Gene: NRTN
Product: neurturin
Exons: 3
Coding region: 312-995 (227 amino acids)
Molecular function (GO): glial cell-derived neurotrophic factor receptor binding; receptor tyrosine kinase binding; growth factor activity
Source: RefSeq, a predicted model, not a curated record